This is a messenger RNA of Geodia barretti, 1266 nucleotides long. Lineage: Eukaryota; Metazoa; Porifera; Demospongiae; Tetractinellida; Geodiidae. The record is from the annotation of a GenBank genome assembly.
AUGCUUAUUGGCCACUUUACCGAACAGCCCUGGCAGGACGACACAUCCGGGUUGAUGGGCACCCAGUCCACCGACCUUAGCAUCAGCAACGAGUACUACAACCCCAGUGUGGGCGCAAGCCUGUACAACCGCUAUCUGGACGAGAAGGUGUAUGCCGAGGAGAUGGGCUUCGAUGCCCUGAUGCUCAACGAGCACCACAGCACUCCCUUCUGUAUGCAGGGCGUUACCAACGUCGGCGCCUCCAUCCUGGCCCGCAUCACCAACAAGGCCAAGAUAAUCAUCCUGGGCAAUGUCCUGCCCAUCUGGGACGACCCCCUGUGGCUGGCCGAACAGUUGGCCAUGAUCGACAUGAUUUCCCACGGCCGCCUGGUGUCCGGCUUUGUUCGCGGCGGCGGACGGGAAAGCUACUCCCACAACUCUCCGCCCCACUUCAACCGUGAACGGUUCGAGGAGGCUCAUGACUUCCUGAUUAAGGCCUGGACCACCCCCGGCCCUUGGCGCUGGGAGGGCAAGCACUACCAUUAUCGAUACGUCAACCCUUGGGCGCGGCCUCUGCAAAAGCCCCAUCCGCCCAUCUGGAUUCCGUCUACCGUCAGCGUUGAGACGGUGAAGUGGACUGCCGAGAAGGGCUACCCGCUGGUGCUGCUGGCCACCAGGCUGGAACCUACCAAGGAGGCUUUCCAGCUUUACCACGACACCGCCGCCGAGUUCGGCCACAAGUCGGAUACUCAGAACGUAGCCUACCUGUGGAAGGUCCACGUGGACGAAACCGAGGAGAAGGCUGAAGAGGUGGGCCGCAAGUACCUGUCCGGCGUCAGCAACCCCUUCCUGUCCGGCAACGAGGGCCAGGUCAAUCCGGCCAUCAUGAACCUGCCGGGACAUACCUCCCGCACUUCCCGUCGCCUGUCCGCCACCGCCUUUGGCCCCGCGGGCCGCUUCGGCACCAACCGCCGCCCUUACGAGGACCAGGCCGCCGAUUACAGUAUUAUCUCCGGCACCCCCAAGACGAUACUGCCCAAGAUCCGCCACGUCCUGGAGUACCUCCGCCCUGGCAGCGUCUUCUUCUGGGACGGCGACGGCGCCAUGUCCCACGACGACCAGAUGCGCAGCCUGCGCCUCAUGGGCCAGGAGGUCAUACCCGCCGUCCGCGAGAUGGCCAAGGAACUGGAACUGUACAGCCCCUUCGAGCGCGACCCCAAAACAGGCGAGUUCAUCAACGACGCGGUUGAAGAAGAAGCCGCCACUCCCGUACCCGCCGACGAUUAG